Messenger RNA from Stegastes partitus (bicolor damselfish), 4239 nucleotides. RefSeq names its product MMS19 homolog, cytosolic iron-sulfur assembly component (gene mms19). Gene Ontology annotation, cellular component: MMXD complex; cytosolic [4Fe-4S] assembly targeting complex. NCBI's taxonomy places the organism in Eukaryota, Metazoa, Chordata, Actinopteri, Pomacentridae. The record is from RefSeq and is a predicted model, not a curated record. Bases 19 to 2982 code for a protein of 987 amino acids. The transcript has 31 exons.
GGAGUGAGAGGGGGCACGAUGGCUGCGGACAGUACCUUGCUGCUGUCUCUGGUGGAGGAAUUUGUCUCCGGACUACAGGACAGCAAGGCCAAGGAUGCAGCAAAAGGUGUCAAAGAUGGACAGUUUACAGUGCUGCAGCUGGUGGAAGCACUUGGACUCAGUCUGACCAGUUCUCAGGCUCCCACUCGAGCCCGAGGAGUCCAGCUUCUCUCUGAAGUUUUAAAGGAGUGCUAUGGAGAGCUCACAGAGAGAGAAGUGGAAGUGCUCAUAGCCUUCUAUGAAAACCGUCUGAAGGACCAUUAUGUCAUCACACCACCUGUUUUACAAGGACUCAAAGCGCUGACUAAAUGUACAACGUUACCUCCCGGCUCAGCUGUGUCUAUGCUGAGGUCUUUGUUCCAGGACGUUCAUGUACAGUCUCUGAUGCUGACAGAGAGAGCCUGUGUCUACAGCAUGCUCAUCAACCUCAUGGAGACAAGAGAGGCAGAACUGAAGGGUUUGGGGGCUGACUUUGUGUUUGGUUUUGUCCAAUCCAUGGAUGGGGAGAGAGAUCCUCGCAACCUCCUGUUAGCCUUCCGGAUCGCCAAAAACAUCAUCGACCGAGGAUACGAUCUAGGUAAAUUCACAGAGGAGCUGUUCGAAGUGACGUCCUGCUAUUUCCCCAUCGACUUCACCCCUCCUCCCAACGACCCCCACGGCAUCACCAAAGAUGAGCUAAUUCAGGAGCUGAGGGGCGUCCUCACUGGGACUCCAAAAUUUGCAGAGUUCCUGCUGCCUCUCAUCAUCGAGAAGCUGGACUCAGAUGUUCCGAGCGCGAAGCUGGACUCGCUGCACACGCUGACUGCUUGUGUGUCGCAGUAUGAACACAAGGACUUGGCCGAGUUCCUCGAGGGACUGUGGACGUCGCUGCGCAGAGAGGUUUGUCUAGACUGCCAGCAUCACCUUUGUGAGCCCGACUUAAAGCUUGUGUGGCCGAGUGCCAAGCUGCUCCAGGCCGCCUGCUGCGCCUCCAACAGGGCGAGUCACAUCGUAGCAGCAGCUGUCAUGCCCUCUCUCAUCGAGCAGUACAACAGCAGGACACAGUGUUCCCACAGACGGACAUUGCUGGAAGUGGUGCAGCGAUUUGUCCAGUCAGUCAGAACCAGCCAGCCUUCAGUCAGCGACGAGAGUGUGCUGUCAGCCUUCAGAGAUGCUCUGUGCAGCAUCGUGUUUUCAGCUCUCUCUGAGAGUAACUCCAGUCUGCAGAUCACUGCCACCUCUGUGCUCAUCUCACUGGCACAACAAACAGGUCUGCUCCUGAACUCUGACAUUGAACUAGCAGUAGAUCACCUCACCAGACUGUUGCUGACUGAGGAGGAUGACAGAGUCAGUGCUGCAGUGGUGGAGUGUGCUGGAGCUUUAGCAGAGCUGCACCCUGCAGCUUUUAUCACUAAACUGAUCCCAAGACUAAAGAAGGAGAUGUUUUCUGAGCCGAUGGCUCAAGACCACACAGAACCCUCUCAGCAACAUUCCCAUCAUGCAAUGCGUCAGCGGUGUUUGUCUGCUCUGGCUGCUGUGUCCAAACAAGCCAGUGUUGUCCAGGAGAGCACACCUGUCCUCCUGGAGGUCCUCAGUUCAGCACACACAGGUGGUGUUAGUUUUUCGGUGGACGAGGUGGUGCUGGCGUGCCGCAGCCUUCAGAGGAUAGCCGAGCAGGUGGAGGACACGGAGGAGACGGGGCAGUGCUUCCAUAGCGUCAUCAUUCCACGCCUGCUGUCUCUGGCGCUGCAGGCUGCACUGCAGGGUGACAGCUCCCCUGGUGUUGGCAGUCCUCUGGUGGAGGCGGCGGUUCUGUCUGCUAUGGUUCCUGUCAUCAGUAGUUCUUGCUCCAGGCUGCAGCCCACGUUGGCGGCUCAGACGGCGUCGAGGGCUGUGUCUCUCUUCCUGGACGGUGAUGUUUCCUUUUUGCCCGACAACUCCUUCCCUUCACACAUUCAGCUGCUCAAAAAGCAGCAGAAGGAUUCGUGGAGCCAGUCCCAGAUGGUUUGUCUCCUCAUGGGUUGUGUGUGUUCGUUGCCUCGCAGUGUGGAGGUUCCUCAGAUUGACCAGCUGCUGUCAGAGCUGGAGGAGAUGAGCUGCUCCUGCAGCCACCAGCUCUCCUACACGUCUGCUGCAAAGUGCUUUGCUGGUCUGGUCAACAAGAGUCCACAGGGUGAUUCUCUCGACAGCCUGAUUCAGAGGACAAUGAAGAGAGUGUGUAGUGAGCUGGACUCAGCCUCCUCCUCUGUGCGCAUUCAGGCCUUCACACUUAUGAUCUGGGUUGCCAAGGCUCUGCUUCUGCGGUACCACCCUCUGUUCACAACUCUGACUGACAAGCUCUUCUCUCUGCUCGAUGACACUGAUCUGGGUCCGAUGGCAGCAGACGGCUUCUCUCUGCUGAUGAGCGACUUCACCGAUGUCCUGAACCGUAGCUGCCACGCUGACGUGCGCAUCAUGUACCGCCAGCGUUUCUUCAGCGAGAAUUCGGCCAAGUUGGUCGAGGGCUUCAACGCUGCCACACAAGACAAGAAGCCUAACUAUUUGAAGGCUCUGUCCAAUAUCGUCAAUAAGCUGCCCAAGCAGGUUCAAGUCACUGAACUACCAGCGCUGCUCUCUCUGCUGCUGGAGGCCUUGACGUGUCCUGAUGAGGGUGUCCAGCUGUCCACUCUGUCCUGCCUGGAGCCCGUCCUCAUCAACCCUCCAGCAGCUCUCGUACAGCAGCUGGAGGCUUUAGUCAACAGGCUGAUUCCCCUCAUCUGCAGCCCAGCCAUGAACGUUCGGAUUGCCUCACUGCGGUGCAUCCAUGCCCUUUCUCACUUCCCUGUACAUGAGGUUCUGCCAUUUCGGGCUCGAGUGCUGCGAGCGUUGGCGAAGCCGCUCGAUGAUAAGAAGAGGUUGGUGAGGAGCGAAGCUGUCCUGGCAAGAGGAGAGUGGUUCCUCUUGGGAAGUCCUGGUGGAAGAUGAUUCUGUACCUCAAAUACAACCAAAUUCAGAGGAACCUCCAGGACCAGAAACCAAGUAUUGAAGCUGUGUAACUCACUCAGCAGCUCCCCCUCCUCAGAUUAACAAUUCAGCACCCUUCACCUCCUGAAUCUUCCUGAACUCCUCCCUCCUCAGCUGAUUUCACGUUACACUGAAAUGUUUUUGUUUUAACUGUCUGUAUUUUCAUGAACGCACAAGUGAGAGGAUGUGGGCCGGUCGGCUUAAAUCCACAUAAACCAGUGGAGCCUGGUUAGUCUAAGUUAAAGAAUAGAAUGACUUGUUUGUUGAUAUAUAAUACGCUUCAUGUUUGUCGUCCUUCUCUCUACAUAUCAGAGCAAACAUGUCAUGAAACUGAAUUUUUGGUUGUUAAAUGUUUAAGUACUGAACGUGCAAAACCUGGAAAUUUAAAGUGCAUUUAAAAUCACAAGUCAGGUUACAGUGAAAAGAGACACAUCAGUCGCUAUAGUAACACCACAGGAGUGAUUAGAAUCAAUACAAUGACAAAUGAGAUCAGGGACACUAGUUUGGAACGACUCAGCUGAUCCUCUAUCAGCCAACAAAAUAAUGAAAUGACACACCAAGUUUUUUCUUUCUUCCUACAUCCAGACACGUUUGGAUCUUCUAAGACCUGAAGUUUUAAAUAACUUGAGUGCAGCUGUACAGUUCUUACAUUGAUAACGCCUGCACCACAUUAACAUACUGUCAGAUGAAGACACACGGCUCCUGUAUGAGGAGAGAAGACAAACGGAGCACAAAAGUGAACAUUUUGAGAUGUUGGGCUGCUGGAAAAGAUCCAAUGUGCAGCAGGAUGAGAGCAGAACCCAGCGGAGCCUUUUAUCUCCUCAUCUGAUGAAUGUGUAACUGAGCUGUAGAGUCUCAACAGCAGCUGGUUUGUUUGAUUCGGAUCUCUCGGGAGAUCGUGGAUGUGCCAACUGUCCUCGCGUAACGAGCACUUCUGAACGUAUCCGCUGACACGAGUGAAAUUUUAGGAUACAUUUUACAUAAUUAAAUAUCUGUUUAGGUAAAUGUACUUUGCAUUAAGAUUGUAAGUUAUGUGAACAGUCUGUCAAACACCCGCCUUGUAUUUGAACAAAUAUUGACGCUGUGUCAUAGUUAAUGUUACGUCAUUGCAGAAAAGGUUGGCUGACUUUGGACCUCACAUCAACUUAUGCCAAGGAAAUAAGACAAUAUAUGAUAUGUCUAACUUAAGAUGUCAUUAAAACUUUUCUUUGUAAUUUA